This is a messenger RNA of Cynoglossus semilaevis (tongue sole), 3551 nucleotides long. Its product is annotated as glutamine-rich protein 1-like. The record is from RefSeq and is a predicted model, not a curated record. The coding region runs from base 508 to 2733 and encodes 741 amino acids. NCBI's taxonomy places the organism in Eukaryota, Metazoa, Chordata, Actinopteri, Pleuronectiformes, Cynoglossidae. The transcript is spliced from 12 exons.
ACUGACCGGAGCUUUUUUAACACCAACCAAAUAUUUGUUUCAUCUGUCUGUGACCACCUUAAAAGAUCCAGAAGUGCGUGAACCACUCGGAGAGCCUGUCUGGAGAUAAUAGGAUUUUAAGGUGGACCGUCAUCUAUGUGUCUCGUCUGUAACAAUUUUGUGUGAAGGGCUGCUUUAAGAGUCCGCCCUCUGGCUGUCACUUGUCCCGAGAUCACGGGAUGCAUCAACGCGAGAGCGCCGCACAGCUACAAAUCUCUUUCUCAUUGGUCCGAGAGAACCGAUCUAAGAUGGCGCCUAGAGAAAUAUGAUUGUUUAUGAAAAAAGAAAAAAGAACUACAGUUAUCCAUCUAGGGUAAAUAACAAUAACAGACUAGCCCCCGACACAUGUUAUACUGGUUCGUCGACUGGAAGAGGAACCUUCUCACGAAGCCAGGUUGCGCGACUCACUUGAGGAGAAGAGCCAUUUCUGCAGACUGACCUCUCAAUAAGGGGUCAUCAAGGGUGGCAAUGAAUAACUCCCUGGAGGGGACGGGCUCCUACGAGGAGUUGGUGAGGCAGAAAGCUCGGAGCAUCCCUCAACAUCGCAUGAAGGAGUUUCUGGAAUCGUUGGCCAGCAAGGGUCCGGGGGCCCUGCAAGAAUUUAGCCAGCAAAGUGAAGACACUACGACCACCACCACCACAGUGGUUUACCAGCAGGACUCCAACUGCAUCUACACAGACAGUACGGAGGUGGCCGGGUCCUUACUGGAGCUGGCCUGUCCGGUUCAAGUGCAGGUCCAGCCUCAGCAGCAACAUAUACCUGACUCCACGUCUCAGCAACAGGCAGAACAGAGCGUACAGCAGGAGAUAGUGCAGGUUCAGAUUCAGGACCAGCACCAGGGUCAGAUGUUGGGCCAGGUCCUUCAAGUGCCCUCCAGUUCACAUCAACAGCUACAAGGAGUGACCACGGCACAGCUGAUCCAGCCUGGAGAGCUGACAGAGGAGCAGCAGCAACAGCUCCAGGCUCAGUUGGUGGCAGCAGUAGCCGGAGGACAACAGAUCCAGAUCCAGACCGUCGGUGCCCUGUCCCCCACUCAGCAGCUGGCAACUACAGUUGCCACCACCCAGGGGGCCGGCGUCCUGCAACCAGCCAAGAAGCGUAAAGUGGACAUGCCCAUCACCGUGUCGUACGCCCUGCCCGGUCAGCAGGUGGCCACGGUCCUGGCCAUCCCUCAGGGUCAGGGCCAGCAGCAGAGUUACUUGUCUCUGCGGCCGGACCUCCUGACUGUAGACAGUUCUCAUCUGUACAGCGCCACCGGCACCAUCACCAGUCCCACGGGGGAAACCUGGACCAUCCCGGUGUAUUCCGCUCCUGCUGCCUCCGGUGGCCGGGAACAGGUGACACACAUCGCGAUCCCCCAAGAAGCCUACGGAACAGUGCAGGUGUCGGGGGCAAACACUACAACAGCCAACACCCUGUCAACGCAGGUGACUGUUGAAAACGACAAGCUGAAGAGCCCCUCCAGUCACAGUCUGACGGCACAGGCCCUUUCCAGCAUAACCAGCUCUGGAGGAAUGGGGGGGCAGGAAGAAGUGGUGCACACGCUGGCUGCCAACACGCUGUUUCCUGCCCAGCUGAUGAACGGGAACAUCCACAUCCCAGUGGCGGUGCAGGGUUACUCCAACACCACACAGUCUCUCAUCUGGGACCCGCAGCAGCAGGUGUUGCACACACAAGGCCUGACGGGGCAGGAGGGGCAUCAGCUGCAGGCCCAGGCCGUGGUAACAGAGGUGGACGGACAAGUGCAGCAGCAGGUGCAGGUGCAGGAGCUGCUGCUGCCGGCCACGCUGAAGCCAGAAGAAGGACUUGAAGUCUGGAGACUUUGGGCUCAGAAGAAAAAUGCCGAGUUGGACAAAGCGGAGAACAACAAAUUAGCUCCAAUCGGCCGCCGUCAGGUCCUGCGAUUCCAGGAGGACUUGGUGUCCUGUGCCGUGGCCGAGCUCUGCGUGGGUCUCUCCCUGAUGACCACCGAGGCUCGAGGGUUGCAGGAGGAGACCUUUGACGCUGACGUCCUUUACUAUGUGUUUCGUUGCAUACAGAAAUAUCUGUUUGACAACGGUCGCGUGGACGACAUCUUCUCAGACCAGUACUACACACGCUUCGCUCACAGCCUGUACCAGAUCCUGGAGCCUUGGACACCGAGCGUCCAUUCACUAGGUUAUGUAAUACCCAGUCACGUGACAGAGGAGAUGCUGUGGGAGUGUAAACAGCUGGGAGCUCAUUCACCGUCAACACUGCUCACCACUCUGAUGUUUUUCAACACCAAGUAUUUUCACCUGAAGACGGUGGAGCAGCAUCUGAAGGUGGGCUUUUCUAAAGUACUCAGACACACGAGGAAAAGUCCCAACAACCCCAAAGACAAGACCACCAGCAUCCGCUAUCUGAAGUCCACAGAGAGGUUCGCAGGCCAGAAGGUGACAGACGACAUGUACUCAGAGCAGCUGGAGGAUCCAGACAACCCUCUGCGCUGUCCCAUCAAACUCUACGACUUCUACCUCUUCAAAUGUCCACAAAGUGCUAAAGGUCGCAGCGACACCUUCUACCUGACCCCGGAGCCCGUGGUGGCCCCCAACAGUCCCAUAUGGUACUCCACGCAGCACAUCCCUCAGGAGCAGCUGGGGCAGAUGCUGGCCCGCAUCCUGGUGGUCCGUGAAAUCCAGGAGGCCUUCAGCCUGUUGGAGAGCGUGCAGUAGACUCUGGAGUUGACCGACCCGUGGUUGACGGUUGAUCUCUGUCAGCCGGCAUAUCUUCACAGUGGUUGUGUGUGUGUGGAUACCAGAUAAUCAUGCUUCUGGCUGGAGUGGCCACUCGAGACUUUUUGGGUUUGGUUUUGUUUUUAUGGACACGUGUUCUGGACACUACUAUUGGACCUUAAUUAUUUUAUUGUUUGUUUUGUUGACCUUUGGUCUGGAUCAUCAUGGUCUCUUCCUGUUUCAGUCUGUAAUAUUCAGUCAGGUUGGUCUGCACUCCUUCUUUCUUCCGUCUGUUGUACUGUGAUAACGAGGAGAGCUGUUGUGACUCAAGCUGAGGUCCCACGAAGACGCCAAAGACUCCUGCCGUUCAUCACAACUUCACCCACCUGCAGCUACAGGCCCUCACCACACGGCGGCGAUGUAGCAGAGGGACUAAUGAGGAAACAGAACCUGCUGCUGGACUCUUUCCUGUGUCCUCAGUGUACCCUCAGAUCUCAGCCCCAGAGCGCCACCUGUCAUGAACAUGUUGGGGUGCAACAUGUUCAUGACAGGACAGACUGUAGAGAGACCAGGUGACGCCUGGUGUUAAAUCGUGCCACUGGUACUGGUUCCUUCCUUCACUGCUCUUCACACCACAGCCUUUUUGUACAGCCGUGAUAAACGAGUGUCAGCCUUUCAAAUACUGUACAUAUAUUUCACUGCACUGUGUUGAAGAUGUUGCACAAUAUCUUUUUAUUCCAAAACAAUACAAGUACUUACUGCAAUAUUUCACCAGUAGGAAAAGAACAUUAAUAAAUUAUCAGCCAAUCGACAGGAAA